Messenger RNA from Onychomys torridus (southern grasshopper mouse), 8430 nucleotides. RefSeq names its product A-kinase anchoring protein 6 (gene Akap6). The transcript is spliced from 14 exons. Bases 238 to 7200 code for a protein of 2320 amino acids. Gene Ontology annotation, molecular function: transmembrane transporter binding; protein kinase A binding. Lineage: Eukaryota; Metazoa; Chordata; Mammalia; Rodentia; Cricetidae. Gene Ontology annotation, cellular component: sarcoplasmic reticulum; perinuclear region of cytoplasm. The record is from RefSeq and is a predicted model, not a curated record.
AUUGUCUCAGGCUCCACUGGAAAUGCAGCAAGGAUUCCUAGCACAUCCCAGUUGCCAUAGCAACAGCAGUCUUUCCCAUAAUGAGCUGCAUCAUCUGAACUGAUGUCACAGCAUCAUGCAGCAGGUCAAACAAGGCAUCUCCUAGUAUUGCAUCCUACAGAUGUGCUGUAAACAUCAAAAGAAGACGCCGGGAGCAGGAGAUGCUGUUUUGGAAAGAAGUAAGGCUUAGAUUUCUCCAUGUUAACCAUGAGCGUGACACUGUCCCCACUGAGGUCACAGGACCCAGAUCCCAUGGCGACUGAUGCCUCCCCCAUGGCCAUCAACAUGACGCCUACAGCGGAGCAGGAGGAAGGAGAGGCAGAGGAGGCCAUGAAGGACAUCGAGGCUGAGCAGCAAUAUGGAAAGCCACCCCCACUCCACACGGCAGCUGACUGGAAGAUUGUCCUACACUUGCCUGAGAUUGAGACCUGGCUCCGCAUGACCUCCGAGAGGGUCCGGGACCUGACCUACUCAGUCCAGCAGGAUGCAGACAGCAAGCAUGUGGAUGUGCAUCUGGUCCAGCUAAAGGACAUUUGUGAAGACAUUUCUGACCAUGUGGAGCAGAUCCAUGCCCUCCUUGAGACAGAGUUCUCCCUCAAGCUGCUGUCUUACUCAGUCAAUGUCAUUGUAGACAUCCACGCCGUGCAGCUGCUCUGGCACCAGCUCCGGGUAUCCGUGCUGGUCCUGCGCGAGCGCAUCCUGCAAGGUCUACAGGAUGCCAAUGGUAACUAUACCAGGCAGACUGACAUUCUGCAGGCGUUCUCCGAAGAGACAGAGGAGGGCCGGCUUGAUUCUCUCACAGAGGUGGACGACUCUGGGCAGUUAACGAUCAAAUGCUCUCAAAAUUACUUGUCCCUGGACUGUGGCAUUACUGCGUUUGAACUGUCCGACUACAGCCCAAGUGAGGAUCUGCUUGGUGGCCUGGGUGACAUAACCACUAGCCAGACCAAAACCAAACCUUUGGACUCUUGGAGCUAUAGUGGGAUGGAAAAGGAGUUCCCGGAGCUCAUCCGAAGUGUUGGGUUGCUCACAGUGGCCACCGACCCUGUCCCCUCCGGCUGUGAGGCGGCCAACGAGGACGCAACUCAAGUGUCUCUUUCAGAAGAGAGCAAAGGUGGGCAGGAGGAACACAGUGCUUCGGCAGCCGGAGAGCAGCAGGGCACAACAUCUGGGAUGCCUUCCUUAGGGGACACCCUGACAGAUGCUGCUGAACACCCUUCUGAGACUGCGAAGCAAGACCCUAGCUCCUCCCCACAGCUCGGUGCAAAGAAAAACCAGCCGGCUCCUUGUGAAACUGCGAGUCCCAAGAGACCCAUCCGCGAUUGCGUGAAUUAUAACGAGGACUCUCCCACACAGCCCACAUUGCCCAAAAGAGGGCUUUUCCUGAAAGAGACUGGUGCAGGUGAGCGGAAGGGCAGUGACGGCAGGAGGCAGGUGGUUGAUCUGAAGCCCGAGCUGAGCAGAAGCACCCCUUCCCUGGUGGACCCCCCGGACAGAUCCAAGCUCUGUUUAGUGUUACAGUCCUCCUACCCCAGCAGCAGCUCCUCUGCGGCCAGCCAGUCCUAUGAAUGUUUGCACAAGGUGGGGAUUGGCAACAUUGAAAGCCUGGUCAGAAGUCACAUUAAAGAAAUGUCUUCCAGUCUGGGAAGGCUUACCGACUGCCAUAUAGAGAAAGGUCGGCUGAAAAAGCCACACAAGACCUCGGCAGAGGUGCCUCUGUGCCGAACGCCUAAACGAGGAACUGGUUCGGGACAGCAAGCCGAACCCACCAGGGGCUCAGCAGUGCCCAGCAUGCUGCCUUCUGGGGCUCCUAAGGCCACAGUGAGACCAGAAACGGAUUCGGCAGCGUCGACAUCCUCGGAUGAGCGGCGCCAUCAGAGAGACUGGAGCGGACACUCGCCAGCGCAGUCGAAGGCUUCCAGCUCCUGCCCUUGCCGUCACAGCAGCGAGUCCUCUGUUGGCUCAGACAACAUCACAUCUCCAGUUCCUCCUCUUUCACAGAAUGAGAGCCAAAAAGACAGCUCCCCUGCUCCCAGCGACGUCACCCAGAACGGCCAGGGCGUGGAGGCCUGGUACGGCUCCGAUGAAUACCUGGCGUUGCCAUCUCACCUGAAACAGACAGAGGUGUUGGCUCUGAAGCUGGAAAAUCUCACCAAGCUCUUGCCUCCGAAACCCAGAGGAGAGACCAUCCAGAACAUCGACGACUGGGAACUGUCUGAAAUGAAUUCCGAUUCUGAAAUCUAUCCGACAUACCACAGCAAGAAGAAACACACCGGGCUAGGCAGGGUGUCCCCAAGCUCAUCAAGUGACAUAGCUUCUUCUCUCGGGGAGAGCAUCGAAUCUGGGCCCCUGAGUGACAUUCUUUCGGAUGAGGACUUAGGUGCGCCCCUCUCCGGUGUGAGAAAAUACGCGGAUGAGAAAUCAGAGAGGCCUUCAUCCUCUGAGAACAAGAGCCAUUCUGCUACAAAAUCAGCUUUAAUCCAGAAACUAAUGCAAGAUAUUCAACACCAAGACAACUAUGAAGCCAUAUGGGAAAGAAUAGAGGGGUUUGUGAACAAGCUGGAUGAAUUCAUUCAGUGGCUGAACGAAGCCAUGGAGACCACGGAGAACUGGACCCCUCCGAAAGCUGAGACCGACAGCCUUCGGCUCUACCUGGAGACACACUUGAGUUUUAAGUUGAAUGUGGACAGUCACUGUGCUCUCAAGGAAGCCGUGGAGGAAGAAGGACAUCAACUCCUGGAGCUCAUUGCGUCUCACAAAGCAGGACUGAAGGACAUGCUGAAGAUGAUUGCCAGUCAAUGGAAGGAGCUGCAGAGGCAAAUCAAACGGCAACACAGCUGGAUUCUCAGAGCUCUGGACACCAUCAAAGCAGAGAUACUGGCUACUGAUGUGUCUGUGGAGGACGAGGAGGGGACUGGAAGCCCCAAGGCCGAGGUUCAGCUCUGCUGCCUGGAGGCACAAAGGGAUGCUGUGGAGCAGAUGUCUCUCAAGCUGUACAGUGAGCAGUACACCAGUGGUAACAAGAGGAAGGAGGAAUUUGCUGACAUGUCCAAAGUGCAGUCAGUGGGAAGCAAUGGGCUUCUGGACUUUGAUUCAGAAUAUCAGGAGCUCUGGGAUUGGCUGAUUGACAUGGAGUCCCUCGUGAUGGACAGCCACGACCUGAUGAUGUCAGAGGAGCAGCAGCAGCAUCUCUACAAGCGAUACAGUGUGGAAAUGUCCAUCAGGCACCUGAAAAAGACAGAGCUGCUUAGCAAGGUUGAAGCGCUGAGGAAAGGUGGCGUCUCUCUACCAAGCGAUCUCCUGGAAAAAGUGGAUUCAAUUAAUGAAAAAUGGGAACUGCUUGGGAAAACACUAAGAGAGAAGAUCCAGGACACAAUGGUAGGGCACAGUGGGUCGGGACCUCGUGCCCUGCUGUCUCCUGAAAGUGGAAGUCUGGUUAGGCAGCUGGAGAUCAGGAUCAAGGAACUGAAAAGAUGGCUCAGGGACACAGAGCUUCUCAUCUUCAACUCCUGUCUGAGACAAGAGAAGGAAGGAACCAAUGCCGAGAAACACCUUCAAUACUUUAAGUCCCUCUGUCAUGAGAUCAAGCAGCGUCGCAGAGGGGUGGCCUCCAUUCUACGGUUGUGCCAGCAUCUUCUGGAUGACCGGGACACCUGCAAUCUCAAUGCGGACCACCAGCCCAUGCAGCUGAUCAUUGUAAACCUUGAAAGGAGGUGGGAAGCCAUCGUCAUGCAGGCUGUCCAGUGGCAAACCCGGCUACAGAAGAAGAUGGGCAAAGAAUCCGAGACUUUGAAUGUGAUCGAUCCUGGCUUGAUGGACCUGAAUGGAAUGAGUGAAGAUGCCCUAGAAUGGGAUGAAACAGAUAUAAGUAAUAAGCUAAUUAGUCUGCACGAAGAAUCAAAUGACCUUGAUCAAGACCCAGAGCCUAUCAUACCCUCCCUGAAGCUUGAAGAGACACACCACCACGAACCUGGUUAUGAGGAUGAGGCAGGUGACUGUGGGGGGUCCCAGUAUACCUCAAACAUCGCCGCACCUUCCAGCCCACACAUUUACCAAGUGUACAGUCUUCACAACGUUGCGCUCCACAAGGACAGCCACACUCCAUUUCUGAAAAGCAGCCCAAAGCUUACAGGCACAUCACAGCCUGGCAUUUUAACUAAGAGCCUCAGUAAAGAUUCUUCAUUUUCAUCCACAAAAUCGUUGCCAGAUCUUUUAGGGGGCUCCAGUCUGGGGAGGCCUUGCCCGUGUCACAGUGGAGACGUGAGCCAGAAUUCAGGCAGUGAGAGUGGAAUUGUGAGUGAAGGAGACAACGAAAUGCCUACCAACUCUGAAAUGUGUUUGUUCGGUGUGGUAGAUGGGUCCCCAAGUAACCCUGAAACUGAACAUCUGGACCCACAAAUGGGAGAUGCAGUCAACGUGUUAAAGCAAAAAUUUAAAGAUGAGGAGGAAUGCAUUAAUCUUCCAAAUACCUCUCAGUCAUCCAUCUCACCAGUGGGUUGUGUAAAUGGAAAAGCUGGAGAUUUAAACAGUGUUACCAAACAUACUACUGAUUGUUUAGGAGAAGAAUUACAAGGAAAACAUGAUGUGUUUACAUUUUAUGAUUACUCAUACCUCCAAGGCUCAAAACUCAAAUUACCAAUGAUAAUGAAACAGUCACAAAGUGAAAAGGCACAUGUGGAGGAUCCUCUUCUUGGUGGUUUUUAUUUUGAUAAAAAAUCCUGCAAACCUAAACAUCAGGCUUCGGAGUUGCAACCAGAUGUGCCUCCCCAUGAAAGGAUUUUGGCAAGUGCACCCCAUGAAAUGGGUGGCAGCUCCUAUAAAAGUAGUGACAAAGAGAAGACGUUCACAGGCAUUCAGAAUGCCAGACAGUUCCCCCUUUUAUCUCGUAGCUCAUCUAUAGAGUCCCUUCCUCCAGGGGGUGAUUUGUUUGGGCUAGGUAUCUUUAAAAACGGCAGUGAGAGUCUCCAGCGGAGCACUUCUUUAGAAAGUUGGUUGACAUCCUAUAAGAGCAAUGAAGAUCUUUUUAGCUGUCACAGCUCUGGGGACAUAAGUGUGAGCAGUGGCUCAGUUGGUGAGCUGAGUAAGAGGACAUUAGACCUCCUGAAUCGCCUGGAGAAUAUCCAGAGCCCCUCGGAGCAAAAGAUAAAGCGAAGCGUUUCUGAUAUCACUCUCCAAAGCAGUUCCCAAAAGAUGUCCUUUACGGGCCAGAUGUCGUUGGAUGUCGCGUCGUCUAUCAAUGAAGAUUCACCCGCAUCUCUUACAGAACUGAGUAGCAGUGAUGAGCUUUCUCUUUGUUCAGAAGAUAUCAUGUUACACAAAAACAAGGUCCCAGAAUCAAAUGCAUCCUUCCGCAAGCGCCUGAACCGCUCGGUGGCCGAUGAAAGUGACGUCAAUGUUAGUAUGAUUGUUAACGUCUCGUGCACCUCUGCUUGCACUGAUGACGAGGACGACAGUGACCUCCUCUCCAGCUCCACUCUCACCUUGACUGAAGAAGAGCUACGCCUCAAAGAUGAGGACGAUGAUUCCAGUAUUGCAACAGAUGAUGAAAUUUAUGAAGAAAGCCAUCUGAUGUCUGGGCUGGACUACAUAAAGAAUGAGCUACAGACUUGGAUAAGACCGAAAUUUUCCUUGACAAGAGAAAAGAAACGGUGCAGUGUCACCGAUGAAAUAAAGGGUAAUAAAGACGGAGGCCAAAGUGAGAAGAUCAACCCCUCAGACACCCUGAACAUUGACGCCCUUCUAAAUGGCUCCAUAAAAUGUCUCUCCGAAAACAAUGGAAAUGGGAAGAAUUCACCCAGAACUCAUGACUUAGGAACAGAAGGGGAAAACAAGAAAAACACGUAUGAAGUUAGUAAAGACCCACGUGUGGCUGACAUGGAAAAUGGCAAUAUUGAAAGUACUCCAGAAAGACCAAAGGAGAAGGUGAAUGGAAUUUCAGAGGCAUCAGAGAACCUUGGUUUAAACGCAAAAAAGAGUUCUGAAUCCAAGCACAGUGAGUGUAAAGCAUUUACAGACAGUGAAGAUGAUUCAAAUGUUGCUGGAAAGGAAUUUGGUCCCCCAGAUGAUAGACAUCUUCCACAGACAGGUCCAAACCUCCACCAUUCUGAAAAUCAAAGUGUCCCCCGCACGCCUGUUGAAAACACUUGCCCGGAAGUGCUGUUAGAAAGCAGAGUUGGAAGCAGACAAGACAGUGAUGGACUAAAAUCUUCAUCUAAUGAUGCCCCAAGUGGGGCUAGAAAACCUGCUGGGUGCUGCCUCCUCGAACAAAAUGAGACAGAGGAAAGUGCCUCUCUCAGCAACAGCACUUCCUGUUGCAACUGCCAGCCAGAUGUUUCCCAUCAAAAGGAUGCUGAAGAUUGUUCAGUGCAUGACUUUGUUAAGGAAAUCAUUGACAUGGCAUCAACAGCCCUCAAAAGUAAAUCACAACCUGAAAGUGAGGUAGCUGCUCCCACGUCUUUAACUCAGAUCAAAGAGAAAGUCCUAGAACAUUCUCAUCGGCCCAUGCACCUGAGAAAGGGGGACUUCUAUUCCUACUUAUCUCUUUCAUCCCAUGACAGUGACUGUGGGGAGGUCACCAAUUACAUAGAUGAGAAGAGCAACACCCCAUUGCCACCAGAUACCGUGGACUUUAGCUUAGAUGACAAGGAAGACAUCGAAUGUUUCUUUGAAGCUUGUGUUGAGGAUGAACUUGUUGACGAGAAAGCCUGUGUCUCUAGUGCCCUUCCAACUGAAUCAGCAGUUCUGGAUGAAGCCGCUAUGUCAGUACAAGGGACAGCAAGCUCUCCUGUGCUCAAUGAUGUUGCUUUCUCAUGUAAUGAGACAGAUAGGGUGGUUCUUUCAGGACCUUCCCCUCAGAAAGGAGCUGACAAAGGAAAGGAAGUAGAUGAUGCAUCCCAAACAUCCCAGGGCUGUGCAGAAAGCUCAGACCUUACUACUCCUUCAGGACAGGCCAGUAAAGAUGGAAGUUCAAGAAACCAAGGUGAAUCAGGAUUGCCGGAAGAAAAUAACGCUACUUCAGCCAAAUCAAAAUGUCCAGUUCUCCCAUUGAAUGCAAAACAGCCAAAAGCCAAGGCAAUGCUCUAUCCCACCCCGCAAACUUUAACCUGUAAAGAAAAGCUUGUAAGCUUUCAUGAAGAUCGACAUAGAAACAUGCGUAGGUAGAAUGUAAUGCCCCCAAGCAUGGAAAUCAUCUCAUUGAAAGAUAGCCUGGCUGCAGCUCAGGGCUGGCCUGAUCCACCCUGGGCUGGUCUUGGGUGCCAUCACUGCUGCCUGUCACAUUGACUUUCUGAAGAUGAACCUUCCCUCUGAACGCGGUCUGUCCACGUGGGCCUUGUGAUCUGGAUGUGUGCAUUGCUUCUCUUUAGGUGAUCUCUUAUUUCCACAAAGCUGCUUGCUCUCCCAUGGAUUCCUGUCCCAAGCUACCUCUGCCAGCCCCCUCUCUCCAGCAAGACUUCUGUUUGCCUCUCCCCUCCUGCCUCCUCCUUAAGACUGUGCAGUUCACAAAAUUGAUGGUCCAUUAAACCCACUGGAAUGAUACCCCUCCCUGCCAGUACUUGAUGAAUUUUAUGUUUUGCUUUGAAAUUUUUCAUGGUAUUAUACCUAUGUUUCUUGAAAGAGAUCUACCUAAAAGAGACAUAUUGGUCCUUAGUACAAAAUUAAGCGACAUUUAAAAGCGACAUUUUCAUUAUUUCUUUUUAAUAAUAAUCUAUGCAGCACUUCAAGAAACAACUAUAACAGUGUUGUAUAUUGUAAACUGGUACAUUCUACUAUUAAGUUCAUUUUUGGAUUCUUGAGGUGGUAAUGAGAAAAACGUUUUCUAAAACAGUGUGCCUUGCUGUAUUUCUUAUAUCAUUAAUUAAAAAGCUGCUUUCAUGGUAAUAGUAUGUUGGGUUGAGAGGAAGAAAUAGCAAGGUUAAGAUGUGUGAAUAAUUUCUGUAUAUAUGUAUAAGCUAGUACAAACACUGAUGUAUGGCAGUAUAAAAUGCUUUCAUGUUUGUGAUGACCAGUGAUGUGGAGAAUAUAAGCCUUAAACCCAUUUGAUUGCAUGGUAAUUAAAAUUGGCAUAAUAAAUAGCUUAUGGGGGGGGGGAAGGAAAAUUAAUGAUCUUUUUUACCUGUGUUCUUUACCAAAUUCUUGCAUCUGGUUCUGAAAAAAAAAUAAUAACACGUAUCAGCUUCCAAAAUAUCCAUAUUGUACAAAAGGCUUAAGUUGCUUAAACUCCGGACUAGGCCUGAAGCCUUCUUCAUAGCUUUCAGACUCUUUCUGCUCACUGUAAGUAAACAUCCUGAAAUAGCAGGUGCUUAAAGGCCAUUUCCCCCACAUCAAAACCACUUUAUACUACAUGCUUUUAUUUAUACUUGUUAAUGAUUUAAAGUUGUGUUUGGAGAUCUC